UCGAGAUGGUCAGCAGAGACCUAAUGUCUCUUUACCUGUUUCUGUCCACUACCAGCCGGCUUACCGUGGGUUGCAUUUCUUGGGCGACACGACUUGGCAGGCAACUAAAUAACUGUGCUACUGCUUGCCCCAGAGUACUCGGUAUAAAGAGUCAUCUAUGCUCCACUACCUUUCUUCCUUACGGCCUUCGCCUACUCCUGCCAGUGGAGACUGUUCAUACCCUUGGAUAUCGUCUAACAGAGUUCCGAUAUGUCACGUGCUUCAGCAGGGCGAAUAUUUGCCGGGCUCCUACUCACUCUGUUCGUGUUGUCCAGCACGGUUUCUGCGUGGCCAAGCUAUAACUUGCACAAUUCCCGGCACGCGAGGCGCCAAUCGUCAGGUGAAAACCCACCAUCUGAUGGAGCGGAGCAGGAUCCAUCAUUCAACGAAGAGUAUGACUUCAUCAUUGCGGGUGGUGGAACGGCAGGUCUGGUGCUUGCAAACCGUCUAACGGAGUCUGGGAGGUUCUCGGUCCUUGUGCUUGAAGCUGGCCCAAACCCAGAGCAGGUGCGCGCGUACGAAACUCCUGGUGGCAACCAGUUUAUCAAAGGCAGCGUAAUCGACUGGGGAAUUGAUACACAGCCGCAGAGGCACUUGAAUAACAGGACACUUCAGUACCUUCGCGGAAGAACGUUGGGCGGCUCGAGUAGCACGAAUGGACUGUAUUACGCCCGUGGAUCCGCGAGCGUGUACGAUCAAUGGGUCGAACUUGGAAACCCUGGCUGGGGCUGGGAUGAUACCUACGAUUUAUUCCGCAAAAGUACAAAGAUGAACCCGCCCAACUCGACUGAAGAGCUUGCUGCUUUUAGUCAAGACUUCAAGACGUUUGAUGCCAGCGCUUAUGGAGGCGGCCCCCUCGAGCUCGGUUUCCAAGGCUAUGUACCUCCUUCAACGGACGGCUUCAUUGUCGCUUGCUCUGAAGCAAUGAACAUUCCUAUCGUUCAAGAUCUCAACACUGGAGAUGGUGUGGGCAUAAAGCAUGGAACGGCAACUGUCAACAGUAGGUUACGUCGGAGCGGCAGCUACGACAGCUUUUAUCAGCAAGCGAGGAACCGCACAAACUUGCGAGUACUUCACGAUGCCCCGGUCACUGGAAUUGUUAUGAGCACCCCACCAACUAGCAACACUACCUCCACGAACUCAACCAGCAACCCACGUGCUCUUGGCGUCAGCUAUAUUGAUCAGCGAACUGGUUUUGUCAGCCAAGCUAGGGCGCGGAACGAAGUCAUCGUGAGCAUGGGUGCUUUCCACUCUCCACAGCUCCUGAUGGUAUCUGGUAUCGGGCCCGCCGCUGAGCUUGAGAAAGUCGGCAUUGAGCCCGUCGUUGUCAACGAGAACGUUGGCCAACACCUCAACGACCACUCGGUUUUCAGCAUCAUGGCGCGUGCCGAGCCUUCUGCUUCAACAACAGAGAUGUCCAGCUCGCCCGAAAAUUUGCGAGAAGCACAAACCCUGUUCUACACCAACCUGACAGGCCCAUACACGGCACCCUCUGGAAUCACAAAUGGCUUCCAAAAGCUCACUGAGCAACAGUUGCGCGACAUCAAUGCCUCUGCCAUCAUUGACGCCGGCCUUGCAAACCAAACACAUAUCGAGUACCUAUUUGAGUCUGUCUGGUACCCGUGGAUCCCGACACCGUUCUGGGCCCCCUUGCCAAACGAGUCGUACAUCUCGAUCACAGCAUCCAGCAUGGUGCAGCUAUCGCGCGGCACCGUGACACUACGAACAGCAAGUAUGUCCGACAAGCCGCUCGUGGACUCGAACUACUACGCCGAUUCCACAGAUGGCGCCGUUGGCAUCGCAUCCUUCAAAUUCUUGCGCGAAAUUCUGCGCCAUCCCGCACUGCAGGAGUUCACCAUCGGCGAUUUCUCUGGUGAGGUGAGUCCCGGUCCGGCUGUGGCAGAUGAUGAUGACGAGGCGAUCUUGGAGUAUAUUAAGGCAAACACGAUUCCCAAUUGGCAUGCUACAGGUACGAAUCAAAUGCUGCCCCUCGAAGACGGCGGGGUUGUGAAUCCAAGACUGCAGGUCUACGGUGUGGACUCAUUGAGGGUGAUUGAUUGCAGUGUUGUUCCGGUCUUACCGGAUGCUAACAUCUUGGCGUCAAUCUACAUGCUUGCGGAGAAGGGCGCGGAUAUGAUCAAGGAGGAUUGGGAGGAUGUUGGGUUCGAGAAGCGGCGAAAGUGA
Messenger RNA from Boeremia exigua, 2223 nucleotides. Its product is annotated as glucose-methanol-choline oxidoreductase-like protein. Gene Ontology annotation, molecular function: oxidoreductase activity, acting on CH-OH group of donors; flavin adenine dinucleotide binding. Lineage: Eukaryota; Fungi; Ascomycota; Dothideomycetes; Pleosporales; Didymellaceae. The record is from RefSeq and is a predicted model, not a curated record. Bases 250 to 2223 code for a protein of 657 amino acids. Gene Ontology annotation, biological process: secondary metabolite biosynthetic process. The transcript has a single exon.